AUCUCCUCAGUUCCAGCUUUGCGGCAUCCAUUACCCAUAUUCCAAAGGACCAUCUCCAACCCGUAGUCGAAUUAAAAAUGAUGUCUCUCAGAAGUUGUAUGCGCUUUGCACCGCGAGUUCUCAACUCAGUUUCUAAGACGGCUCGCCCUCAAGCUUCCAUCCUACGCAACUCUCCUUUCCUUCGCACAACAUGGGCGCCGACCACGCCGAAGGUGCUCUCAUCUUUCCACACAUCUGCAGCCAGACGAGAUGCUACGAGCCAAGAGCUAGAAGCAAUGCUGAGGCAAGAGGCCGAAUAUGAAGAAAAACAAGUUCAAGCUAUGGACUCCGAAAACUACUCACCGGGCAUCAAAGAGUAUCUCGAGAACAGUGCCUUCACUCUCGAAGACAUUCCUGGUAAUGACGAGGUCUCCCUCACGCGGCAAUACGAGAAUGAGAAGAUCACAGUGACCUUUUCCAUCCUCGAUCUCGUUGAAGAAGACCCGGAUUCGUACGAGCAAGACGAGAUGUACGAUGAGGAAGAUCUUGACAUGGAAGGUCAAUCUGGAGGCGCCAACACGAAAGGCUCAGCAAAUGUUGGUUCAACACAGGAUGGCAACAUCAAAGUGGCACCAGAGGACCGCGUGUCUCCUGCUGAUCGUCCCGAGCUUGAGGAGGAUGAGUUCCCCGAGCAGGCGCGCAGCUUCCCGGCUCGAAUUACGGUCAAGAUUGAGCGCCCCGGCAAGGGUGCGGUCAGCGUCGAGGCGACUCUUUCUGAUGGUGAGACCAUAAUUGACAAUAUCUACUAUUACGAGGAUGCUGCACUCGCCACGCCCAAGAGCGCCGACAAGGAAUGGGCACGGAGAGAUCUCUUCGCUGGUCCCAGAUAUUCAUCCCUUGACCCCAAUUUACAAACUUCGUUCGAGCAAUACCUCCAAGAGCGCGGCAUCAACGAGCGCAUGGCAAUUUUCAUUCCAGAUUACAUCGAUUUCAAGGAACAAAGAGAGUAUGGCAGGUGGUUGAACAACAUGCGCAACUUUUUCUCGGAAUAGAUCUGAUUCUGCGCGAGAGACUGGGUAGCACGAGCUCGUUUCUUUGUACUUUUAUUGUUCACCACUCUACUGCUGUCGUCAAGUCCGCGAUGUCAACAGCAAUGUCUCCAUAGCGUUGAUAUGUAAUAAACACCUGGAAACCACGCACUCCAGAUGACAUUGUAUGUGAUAACAACGACUUAUUGGCUAGAAUCAUUCUCGUGACAUCCUCUGGC
Pseudovirgaria hyperparasitica is the source of this 1246-nucleotide messenger RNA. Its product is annotated as mitochondrial glyco protein. The coding region runs from base 78 to 1031 and encodes 317 amino acids. The record is from RefSeq and is a predicted model, not a curated record. The transcript is spliced from 4 exons. Gene Ontology annotation, biological process: cytosolic ribosome assembly. NCBI's taxonomy places the organism in Eukaryota, Fungi, Ascomycota, Dothideomycetes, Acrospermales, Acrospermaceae. Gene Ontology annotation, cellular component: mitochondrial matrix.